Diuraphis noxia (Russian wheat aphid) is the source of this 681-nucleotide messenger RNA. Its product is annotated as E3 SUMO-protein ligase ZBED1-like. Gene Ontology annotation, molecular function: DNA binding; protein dimerization activity. The record is from RefSeq and is a predicted model, not a curated record. Lineage: Eukaryota; Metazoa; Arthropoda; Insecta; Hemiptera; Aphididae.
AUGAAUCGUAAGACCAGUGUAAUUUGGGAUUAUUUUACAGUGAUUGAAAGUGAUAAAGCUAAGUGUGGAUUUUGUAAAACAGUGCUUAAAUUUAAUCAAUCUUUGACAACUAAUUUAUUAAGACAUAUAAAAUCUAAACAUCCAACAACUGAUUUGUCCAAACGUUCAAGACCUAAUUUUUAUGUGGAAGAAAAUAAUCCAGAUGAUCCUUCUAGUAACAAURGCAAUCUAUCAGCAUCAACAUCUUCCAAUACUGGUAUCGUAUCAACUUCAACAUCUAAUAGAGAUAGAUCUCCUCUUCUUCAUYAGCCGUCAUCAUCAAGUCGUCCACACCAAUAUAAAAUUUCUAAUUAUUUCAGUAAACCAGUAACUGCAUCAAAAAGGCAAUUARUUGACCAACAGGUAAUUAAAAUGAUAGUCAAMGAAUAUUACCCCUUUAGUAUCGUUGAGGAUGUUGAAUUUAUUAAGCUGGUAAAUAUGUUGAACCCUGGUUACUCCCUUCCCUCUAGGAAAACCCUUUCAACAUCAUUAUUGCCUGUUCUUUAUAAUCAAAUAUAUAAAAAAGUUCAAUUAGAUAUUGAAGUUAAUGCACRGUAUGUUGCCUUAACUACAGAUGCGUGGACAUCACUUAAAAAUGAGAGUUAUACGGCAAUUACUGUACACUUUAUAGAUCAGAACUAA